Messenger RNA from Babesia sp. Xinjiang, 4983 nucleotides. RefSeq lists its product as uncharacterized. The transcript has a single exon. Lineage: Eukaryota; Apicomplexa; Aconoidasida; Piroplasmida; Babesiidae. The coding region runs from base 1 to 4983 and encodes 1660 amino acids. The record is from RefSeq and is a predicted model, not a curated record.
AUGGCUGAAGACCUAUUCGAUGCUGACGAACCAUUUGCGGAGGAAAGUGAUGAUUCGUUCAUCGCUCCCUCGGAACCUGAGUCCGAGGCCUCCUUAGGUUCACGAAAGGCAGCUGAAGAAGCUGGAGACUCAGAUUAUGAGUUCUUAUUCGGCUCAGAUGCAAAACCUGAGCUCAAACAAAAGAAAAAAUCAGCUUCAAAAUGGCAAAAAGAACUAGAUCGACGCAUGCGAGAAGCACACGCACAAUAUGCCGAUAUAGAUAAUAUCGAACAAGAUAUUAUGUUCAGACUCAAACAGCUAUCAGAACACUUUGAACGUAGACAUGGUGUAGAAUCAGAGAUGUUGACGUUAUUCAGUGGAUUACUUACACGUGAGCAAUUUACGGUUGAUGCGGCUCCACCAUCCAAGAACGCUCCAGUGUCGGAAGAGUCGACAGACGUACCACCACCCGAACAAGGGGCCGACAAGGCAAUGGAAAAACUUAUGAAGAAACUUAUACGACAGACAUUUCGUGGUCGGACCCCUGAAGGAAGGUUUGGUAACUUGGGACGGGCAGCAGAAGAGACCAAUAGAGCUUCUGCUCCAAGCAAAGUUAGCACCGUUGUAACCAUCAGCCGGGAUGCGCUCUCAAAUCUACAGGAUCUCAAUACACUACUCAGUCGGGAACGUGAGGGUGACUAUGUCGAGCUUGAUGGCGUACCGUUGUACAAACAUACAAGAUAUGGUACACUCUACAUCUUCGACAGCGGUCUUGUGACAACACACAUUCUGCCGCUUUGCACUAAACUGAUGCAAGAAUCAUCGUCACCAGAACAUGAUUAUAGUGCUAUAACACAGGAGGUUAUCUACUUGCUCUACCAGCUGUCACAACCGCCAUCUGGGGCAUGGUACAACUACUGGAAAGAAGCGCAACCACAUUACCGUGCUCUUGCAGUUUCCAAAGAAUACGAACACCAAUCUUCGGUUGCAUCAGAGCUUAAACGACGUUCUGGCAUCCUGGGACACUAUAUGCAUGGACUGGUGGCUUUAAGAGCCGCAUUACAAUCCAGUGACCUGUGGACACUAGUCGGAGAGUUCCGUCUGAAGUUGGAAAAUUUCAAACGUGCUGGUCAUAGAACUCCACAACAGCAACAACAUGUUGAAAUGCUACGAGAACGACAAAAUACAUUGGCAAACGAACGUGAUGCCCUGUUAGCUGAAGCUGAAGACAGCGAUGACGACAACGGGGAUCAGGCACCAAGGGGAAGGCUACGUAAAGACCACAGCGCAGCAGGAGAUCGCAAGAAACGUGUACAAGAGAUACGUAACCAACUAUAUGAAGUUAACGAGGAGCUUAGUAACGAGAGGCAGGCUCACAUGGAUGCGGAACAACAGACAAGGGUUCACUGCAAGACUAUCCGCCUUCUAAUAACGCAGUUAUUGACCGCACCAGGUGAUGGGCUGUCAUUGUUAUGUAUGCUCCAGGAAAGCGGUCUAAUUAACCUGCUGCGUGACGAGGUACUGGCAUGCUUCGAACAGUGCAAACAAGGGUUCGUAGUAUCGGAGGAAGGAGAGAUUAGCACACACCCUGCAUAUAUCAGUGAAGCGCAGCGUGAGAAUUUAUGGGAAUACGUUCGUUUGAUCCACGCAUUACUAGUAUGCAUUGAUCUUGGACGCUUCUUGGGUGCUGCUCAUGAAGGUGUGCGACUUGAGGAGGUGCAGGCAAACGAGUUCCUUAUCCAAUCGGGAGAUGGUUCACAACUACAGACCGUGAACAACGAAUCAUUGAUCGAUCUUAUACGUUUGAAUCCAAAGUUGGCACGGAUGCACUUACGUGGCCAAGUCAACUGGAGUAAAUUCGUCAUCAACGAGAGGUUCAGUGGAACUCGGAGUCGAGAAAGCUAUGAACAUUGGUUCCGUUUACCAUCAUUGGCACACCUGCAGACACCGUUUGACAUAUCUUCCGGUGUGUUUGCUAAUGGCAAUUCAGGUGGUAAAGGAGCAAUACCGCUUUCGGUAAAUGCAGUUAAAUCGCUGCAAUCGGAGCUCCAUAAACUUAUUGGAAUAGAUGGUGAAUUUGAACAUUGCCAUUGGUCAGAUGAGGAUGGUGCUGCUGCUGUUUACUAUGAAUUGGGAUUAGUUCUUUCACUUUGCUUUUCUGACCUAUUGAGGGAAGCACAGGACCGUUACUUCCAGCCAACCGACUAUGAAGUUGUACUUGAUCUCCACACAUGGGUUGUGACAUACUAUAGGUGCCUCCACGCAUAUGUACGUGCGGAAUGCCGUACUGAGGAUCGACAACCGCCACCUGAAGCAUAUGUACUCUUGGCACUGCGUCGAUAUGUUGGAGGCGAUUCGCUUUGUGCCAAAGUAUCCUGCGCUUACGUAUGGCAGCUUAUACGCAAACACUCUUUGUCUAAGGCUACGCAUUUCGGAGCUACUAGUGCGCUGCGCGUACUCUAUGCGAAUCUGGCUCUUUUUAACAUGUUAGGAGACGUUCAUGAAAAUUUUCAUAUGACGCGUAUAUGUCAGGAAUCUUUAUCAUCGUACUUUGCGGGUAACGUGAGAGCACUUCUAUUUUGGAUCCUGCGGCAAUUUAAGCCAUUGUCACACCCACCAAACCUCUUCUGUUUCGCACUGUCAAAUCUACACCUGCUCCGUCGUGUUGUCCAUAGCGUAGGGUCCGUAUCAUUCACCAUAGAGACCACAAGUUCUGACGCCAUGGGUUUCGAUUCGGAUACCGAUGUUAGUGACGAUGGCACCUCUACGACCAAGACCAUUGUGGUGACAAAAGACUCUGUUUUCAGUUCACGUAAUCGCAAUACGGCCAACGAUGACAUCCUGUACAAUGGUAGGGUGGUGUACAAUUGUAUCUCCAUGUUGGCAAACUUUCGUACCAACUCUUCACACUUGAACGACAUGUUGGUAUCACACCUAGAGGCAGUGCCUCUACCUAUGUUGUACGAUGUGAAAUACUUUUAUGUCUUCGGUGAAAUUGCUUCUGAUCGUCGAGUAUGGAAGAAUGCACGAUGGCGUUGGGUUGGAGAUUUUUGUGUACGUGUAAUGGAAUCAUUUUUCGACUCAUGGAUGGGACGUGGGAAUCGUUUCCUCCCGGCCGAGCUAUUUUUCAACAAAUGCUCACCCGCCAUCAGGGGACCUUUCCGUCCAUGUGCACGCGAACAUAUUAUGCCACUAGUACGUGGGUAUGACCAUUGCGAGUUACUCAAUGAGCUUUUGAAGCGACCUGAUGCAAGUGUUUAUGAGCUAUCUAAGGAGCUUCGUGGUGAUGGCAGUUAUGGUGGUUGGGGCCCAGAGGAAGACGCUGCUCUACUCAAAUAUUACAAACAAUUCCACUUCCUUGAGGAUCCUAUUGCUUACAUUGCCGACCUGCUGGGUAGCCGUGCGUCCGAUAUACAGCGCCGACUCCAGGAACUAAAGGUUAUUGGAACCGAGCCUACCCCCGCCAAAGGUGGCAGUGCAUCGUCAUUCGCGAAGAUUCUCCGUAACUUUAUCGCAGCAUUCUCUGAAGAAGCUAUCAAGGUUUGUGCCGAACUUCAUGAGAACAUAUCGGAAUCUAUGGAGAUGCAACGGCUGGGUGGUGCUGAAGCAGUAUGCGUCGUGAUGGAACCUCUAUCCGCAUCAACAACGCUCCUGGAAUCAUCUGCAUUCAAAGCAGUAAUGGAUUCCCUUGGAUUGUCGCAGGAUUGGCUAUUACCCAAGGAUACAUCUUCGUUGGUUCCGCUACUAGCUGUGGUGGGCGAUCCUUCCAACUAUAUAGGUGAAGGCCAUGCUGUACAUGCACCUAAACCAUCAACUGUCCAAAAGGGCGUUGAAGCCUCGCAAACUGGAACUGAUGACCACCAAUCAAUGGAACCAGAACCUGAGGACACAUCUGCACCAGUCGUAGUAACAAGUCGUGACAUUGCACACCUAUUAAUCGAUCUCAUGGUCACAUUGGAACAGCAUAACGAGAACGUUUCGAUCUCGUCCAUUAUCAAGAGCGUAAUCACGCUAGUGGAAUCGGCCUCAGUCAUUGGGAAUGCGGAAUCCGUAUGCCCAGACCUACCGCAGAAUGAGGAAUGCAUAAGCAGGUUACGAUCCUUAUUGCGCAUUGCGGAUGUUGAUGUGAGACCGCCAAUGAUAAAGUGUGGUGGUGUAACCAGCGAGGCACUCGUCACAGAUCGACUUCAUGCUGCGCUUAACCUUAGCCGCCUACCAUUAAACCGUUUGGAAACUAUCGCACAGCGGCAGCCUGAAGAGCCUAUGAAACUAAGACCAACGUCCGUUAUUACAGAGACUGAUUUCGAGGAUUCGUUUGAGAAAGUUACCGAAAGUGCUUACGAUGAUAACCAUGAAGAGCAUUUGGACUUCGAUGCACCAAUUACAUUCAAUGCCACACAGAAGGUCUCCAAAAAGACUCUUCGUAAAGGUGCAUCAAGAAGUUCUGAUACGAAGAAGAAAAUGGCUACCAAGGAUGAUACCAGCCUUGACACAACACCAACACACAAAGAUGUGCACGGUAAUGAAUUGGAUGCGGUAUUAUCUGAGCUGCGCCGCAGACUAUCUAGCGGUGAAUUGCGCAUAGAGGCUGCUGAUAUCAUGGGAUCAGGGCUAUUUUCCAAUUGGGAUGCAGCAUUUGCAUCACUGAGAAAUACAUGCCGGGCGUUAGGUGCCACUGAAGAGUUUGUGGAUUCUGGACUAUGGCUUGUAUGGUCAACGGAUACGGUAGGAUCGGCCGUAGCACAACUUGCCCAUAAGCAUGGUUUAGGGCCUGUUUCACAUGGCCGUCAUGCCCAGCGCCGUAGUAGCACCAUUCGACCCCAAGACAUCGGAGUAAGAUGUAAGUCGGAACAAACAACACCGGAAAUAACCCCGUUCCGGCGGUUGGAAAUUGACCGUGACCGUGUGGCGGAAAUCUACGAGGAGUCGCUGAGGCUCGCUCGCGAGGGUCGUUUGCAGAAUACACUGCAAUCUAAACAGGACGUGCAGCGGCUAUUAGAUUGA